CGCACGUGGGGGAGCGGCCGAAACGCGGCACAGCGCUGCAGGGCAGGGCCGCGGGGCUAGGUGGGGGCCAGGGGGGCGGUGGCGGGAGGACUGUGUACCUAGACGGUCGCCCGGGAGCUGGCAUAGAUAGCUUCUUCACCUCGCCUCCAAGAUGGCAAUCCAGUUCCGUUCACUCUUCCCCUUGGCGUUGCCUGGAAUGCUAGCACUCCUUGGCUGGUGGUGGUUUUUCUCUCGUAAAAAAGAUCGACUCAGCCGCAGCGAUGAGCAGAUUGAGACACUGAAGGUCGGCCCUGCCAUCAAGGUCCGACUCCCCAGUGAAGAGGCUUGUACUAAAGUCCUGUCUGUGCCCCUCAGUGUUGCACAGCCUCCAGAACUGGAACAGCUCUCUGUGGGCAAGUCUUCUAUAGAACCCCCAGCCUUGCCAAGGACACGUCAGGUUCGCCGAAGAUCCGAGUCCUCGGGCUGCCUCCCCAGCAAUGUAGACACCAGGUCGCAGCCAUGCAGAGAUGACAACUCAAAGAUGGAACUGUCCCUGAUGGGGGACGAAGCCAAAUCUGUUCCUCUUGGAUGUUCCCUUCUCCCAAAGGAAGUGCCCUUCCCCUUGGAAGCAGUGGAAGGGUAUAAGCAAGAUUCUGCCUUGGGCAAAACACCUGGAAGGGGCUGGCUGGGCCAGUGUGCAGCCUCUGGAGAGAAAGCAAGAGAGACAGGCAGGGCAGAGGGGACUGGAGACGCUGUGCUGGGGGAAAGUGUACCAGAGGAAGUCCUGUUGUCCCAGGAAUGCAUCUCAGAAGCCAAGAAAAGUGAGGUUCCAAGCCUGGCCCCCUGGGGAGGUGGAGGAGAAAAGGUGAGCCGUGGCCCCCCACAGGUGACGGAGCUUGCAAAGAAGGAAGAAUGUGUUGUUGGGAAGUUGCCAGGUAGCUUUGCGGAGCCGGUUCACUCAGAACUGGUUAAAGAUGAGGACGUGUUGGUACCCCAGGUCAGAGGUAGCAAUACUUGGAACAGAGACCUGGCUAGCGAGCAGGUCAAAGAGGAGACCUUGCCUAAAAAUGAUCAGAUUGAGCAGGCUGCUUUCCAGAUUAUCUCCCAGGUGAUCUUGGAAGCGACUGAAGAGAUGCGGGCCACUACGAUGGGCAAGACAAUGGCACAAGUACAUCCAACCCCGGCCACUCAGCCUCAGGAGCUGGAGGAGAGCUCUGUCCCAGCCAGCCAGGAAACUGGCCUGGGACAAGACACCCCAGAUCCUGCUUCGGGCACAAACGCCACUGACAGCCCAUUAGCAGAAGCCUUGCCACCAAAGACCUAUGUGAGCUGUCUUAGCAGUCCUCUCUCAAGCCCCACCAAGGACCAGAAGCCAAAGAACUCUGCACAUCACAUCUCCCUGGCCCCCUGCCCAGCACCAGUUCCCCUCCGGAGACAGUCUCUGGAUGGGGCAGGUUCCCCAGGAGGAGAUGACACUUUUGUCACCUGUAUGUCCAACAACAGGCAGGGUGUCCUUUCAGUGACCACCUCGGGGCCGUGCUCAGAUUCUUUGAGUACUUCGGGGUUUGAAGACUCUUGCACAGAGACCAACUCAAGCCCCGGAGACAAAGCUGUCACCCCACCACUGCCAGAUAGUACUGAGCCCUUCAGCAAUGGGGUGCUGAAGGAGGAGUUCUCAGACUUGGGGACUGAGGAUGGAUGGACCAUGGAUACAGACGCAGAUCACUCAGGAGCAGGUUCUGACGGGAACAGCAUGGAUUCAGUGGACAGCUGCUGUGGGCUUACAAAUCCUGACAGCCUCCAGAAUGCCCAGGCCAGCUCCAACCCCAAGAAGGUGGACCUCAUCAUCUGGGAGAUAGAGGUGCCAAAGCACUUAGUCGGUCGACUGAUUGGCAAGCAGGGUCGGUACGUGAGUUUUCUGAAGCAGACAUCUGGUGCCAAGAUCUACAUCUCCACCCUGCCUUACACCCAGAACAUCCAGAUCUGCCACAUAGAAGGCUCUCAGCACCAUGUAGACAAAGCUCUGAACUUGAUUGGGAAGAAGUUUAAGGAACUGAACCUCACCAAUAUCUACGCGCCACCACUGCCUUCGCUGGCACUGCCUUCCCUGCCGAUGACGUCUUGGCUCAUGCUGCCUGAUGGUGUCACUGUGGAAGUCAUCGUGGUCAACCAGGUCAAUGCCGGGCACCUGUUUGUACAGCAGCACACACACCCCACCUUCCACGCGCUGCGCAGCCUGGACCAGCAGAUGUACCUCUGUUACUCUCAGCCUGGCAUCCCCACCUUGCCCACCCCAGUGGAAAUAACUGUUAUCUGCGCUGCCCCUGGUGCGGACGGGGCCUGGUGGCGAGCCCAAGUAGUGGCCUCCUAUGAGGAGACCAAUGAGGUGGAGAUUCGCUACGUGGACUAUGGUGGAUAUAAGAGGGUGAAAGUCGACGUGCUCCGGCAAAUUAGGUCUGACUUUGUGACCCUGCCAUUCCAAGGAGCAGAAGUCCUUCUGGACUGUGUGGUUCCACUGUCAGAUGACGACCACUUUUCACCCGAGGCAGACGCAGCCAUGAGUGAGAUGACAGGCAACACAGCACUGCUGGCGCAGGUGACACGAUACAGUACGACUGGCCUUCCUCUGAUUCGGCUGUGGAGUGUGGUUGGAGAUGAAGUGGUGUUGAUAAACCGGUCGCUGGUGGAGCGAGGCCUUGCACAGUGGGUGGACAGCUACUAUGCCAACCUUUGACCUCGGCCCCCUGAGCUACUUCAGUCUUUUUUGCACUGUUUAGAUUGGGCUUGGCACUCAGGACAGAGAUUUAACAUCAGAGUAACAAACACACUGUUCUCUGGAGUCUUCUUUCCCCCAUUUUAUAGUCCUGCGGAAGCGUAAAACCUUAGGAUGGGGUUCACCAGCCAGCUGGCUUAGCCCGGCUGGAGGCUGUUUGAAGGAAGGUCUCUUCACCAGCUUGUCCUGCUCCUCUUCCAUCCCCUCUCCCCUCCCAAAUCCCACACACUGCAGCAGGCAGGCCAAGGCGGGUGUGGGGCUGGCUGAGAGGGUCUGUUUCAGAGUCUUUAUUCAGGGAAUGAGACUUGGACCGACUGGUAGGAUCCCUCUAUAGCUCACAUGGAUGAAUUGACGGUGUUUAGCCAGUUUUUAUAUACUUCCUUCAGGUCUCUGAGGAGCUCAGACUUUUUUAAACAAAGAUGUAAAUAUGGAGCAAUCGUCACACUUGACCCCAAUGAGUGGGGAGAGGGGAAGCUAUUAUCUUGCCAAGCCUGGUUGUAAUUUGUAAUCAUUUUCUAUUUGUGCAAACUCUGUAAAUAUAUGUUUAAAAAUGUAACAUUUUGUACAAGACACUGGAGAACAAAGGGAACCCAAAAUUCCUCCACAUUCUUCACCGGGAAAUAGAAGUCCAUCCCACAGAGUGGGACUGCUGCCCCUGCUGCUCCAGUGGGGGGGAGGGGGCUCCUACUGCCCCUGCUGCUCCAG
Molecule: messenger RNA, 3457 nt
Organism: Microtus ochrogaster (prairie vole)
Lineage: Eukaryota; Metazoa; Chordata; Mammalia; Rodentia; Cricetidae
Gene: Akap1
Product: A-kinase anchoring protein 1
Cellular component (GO): mitochondrion; membrane
Molecular function (GO): RNA binding; protein kinase A regulatory subunit binding
Source: RefSeq, a predicted model, not a curated record